Messenger RNA from Candida dubliniensis CD36, 498 nucleotides. RefSeq lists its product as uncharacterized. NCBI's taxonomy places the organism in Eukaryota, Fungi, Ascomycota, Pichiomycetes, Serinales, Debaryomycetaceae. The record is from RefSeq and is a predicted model, not a curated record. Bases 1 to 498 code for a protein of 165 amino acids. Gene Ontology annotation, cellular component: U2-type spliceosomal complex. The transcript has a single exon. Gene Ontology annotation, molecular function: RNA binding. Gene Ontology annotation, biological process: mRNA splicing, via spliceosome.
AUGACAACCCAUCAACAAAAGCAUACUGUAACACCAUCUGCAAAUGAAUCUAAUUCUUCAAGUAAUGAAGAUUCUACAACGGAUUCCUCCUCCUCUUCUGAAGAAGAAGAAGAAGAAGAAGAAGAAGUAGUGAUUACUAAACCCAUUUAUAUUUCGAAAUCCAUUAGAAAUAAAAAUCAUUCUCUUAAUAGUCAGACUCAUAAAGAAUCAAAUCAAAAAGAAGGACAAUCAGAAGAAGAGAAUAGUAGUGAUUUAAAUGAAGAUAUCAAUAAGAAAAAACAAAUCACAAUAUCAAAACUAGAUCAUCAAAUAAUUCAAGUAAUUCCAGAAGUUAAUGAUAAUAAACUUGAAUUUGAUGGAAUUAAUGAUACUGAUGAUAUUAAUCCUGAAUUAGAAUAUGAAAAUUGGAAAAAAAGAGAAUUGAAUCGAUUUAAACGUGAUCAAGAUAUAAUUAAACAAAUUGAAUUAGAAAAAGAAGAUCAAUUACGUAGAAAAUAA